AUGUACUUUUUCCUCUCUAACCUGUCCUUUAGUGACAACUGUUUAAUCACAUGCACUGUCCCAAAGAUGUUGGUGAACAUCCAAGUACUGGAUCAGAGCAUCUCCUACACAGGCUGCCUCUUCCAAGUCUGCUAUGUCUUAGCUUUUGGUGGUUUAGAAAGUUGUCUCCUUGCAGUGAUGGCUUAUGACCACUAUGUGGUCAUUUGCCACCCUCUCGGGUACACAGUAAUCAUGAGUGCUCAAUUCUGUGCCCUGCUGAUUUUUUUCUCCCUGUUUAUUAGCACUGUGCAUGCCCUGCUCCACACUCUGAUGGUGCUGCACCUGUCCUUCUGCACAGACCUUGAGAUCCCACACUUUUUCUGUGAGCUUGCUCAGGUCAUCAAGCUCGCCUGUUCUAAAACCCUCAGCAAUAACAUUCUAAUAUAUUUGGUGGGUGGCCUCUUUGGUGGUGUUCCUCUCUCAGGAAUCAUUAUCUCUUAUAUUCCCUUUAUGUCCUCAGUCUUGAAAAUGCCAUCAAGAGGAAAGUAUAAAGCCCUUUCCACCUGUGGGUCUCAUCUGUGUGUUGUUUCAUUGUUCUAUGGGACAGGUUUUGGGGUCUCCAUCAGCUCUGACUAUCAGCUCUGUAGUUACAGAUUCAACAAAGACGACUGCAGUGGCUUCGGUGAUGUAUUCUGUGGCCACUGA
Molecule: messenger RNA, 684 nt
Organism: Fukomys damarensis (Damara mole-rat)
Lineage: Eukaryota; Metazoa; Chordata; Mammalia; Rodentia; Bathyergidae
Product: olfactory receptor 7G2-like
Exons: 1
Coding region: 1-684 (227 amino acids)
Biological process (GO): G protein-coupled receptor signaling pathway
Cellular component (GO): membrane
Molecular function (GO): olfactory receptor activity
Source: RefSeq, a predicted model, not a curated record